UGCUUUGUACUGAAAGAAGACUGGUUUACAUGUUCCAGGGAUCGAGUCCUUUGAAUGAGAUCAAGGGACCUAAGCCUGUCAGCGAUACCGAGAUGCGGUCCGUCACGCUGCUCGUCGUUCUGUCUCUGCGGUACUCACACAUUCGCGGUCUACGCAUAGACAAAUCGACGGCCGCCUACGAAGACGUCGUGGACGCCAUCCACCCGUCCGUGGAGCCCGACGAGCGAAUCAUCGACAACAUCGAGGCCCUGUUCCGCUCUGCCUCCACGUUCCUCCACCGGGCCACCCAUGGUCUGGUGCACUUCGGCAGCGUGACCAUCGCCGUUCCGGACACGUGGCCAGCUAGGCCGCAAGCGAAGAGCACCACGGCCAACCUCUUCCCGGUGGCCGACGUGAGGGUGGCCGCGGAGAACCCGCAGUACGGCGACACUCCGUACACGCUGCAGCCCCGGGGAUGCGGUGAGCGCGGAGAGUACGUCCACCUGACGCCGCGCUUCCUGGGAGAGUUGAACGAUUCCAUCGCCGAGGUUUACGGCAGUCCAGCCUACUUGCUGGUCCACGAAUGGGCACACUUCCGGUACGGCGUGUUCGACGAGUACGGCGACCCCGAGAGCUACCGGUACCCGAGCCUCUACUGCGAGUUCGGCAAGGUUCGCGCCAGCACCUGCUCGCAGCGCCACAAGUUCGAGGUGUACACGGAUUCCGGAGAGCCCUGUCGCAUCUACAAGGGCUGCCGCGUCUCUUCCAAGUGCAAGGCUCGCUUCUUGCAGAACAGCAAGGACCCGGUCAUAUCGUCCAUCAUGUUUAUGCCAUACAUCGAUGGCGUGUCGGAUUUCUGUGACAAAGAUGGCGACAAGCGGCACAACGCCCAUGCUCCUAACAAGCACAACCACCUUUGUGGGCGCAAAUCCACCUGGGAAGUGAUCAGCGACAACGAGGAUUUCAAGGGACUCGCCUCUGCCGACCUCUCAAAGAAAGUCGACGUCACGUUCACCGAAGUCCAGAAACGUGAAGGCACCAUAGGCAGGGUGAUUUUCGCCCUGGACCUUUCAAGCAGCAUGUCGAGAAACAACCGCAUCGGGCACCUCAAAGACGCUGCAAGCCACUCCUUGCGGGAGAUCAUACCGGACGGCUUGGAAGUGGGCCUGGUCACCUUUAGCAGCAGUGCCCACGUGGAAGCACCGCUUACAACCGUACAGCAGUCUACGAGGGAGCAGCUGGUUGCGAAGGUGCAGCAGCUCCGCGAGAAUGGGUUUACAUGCAUCGGUUGCGCCUUGCGGCAGGCCUUGGAGAUGUUCCAAGAAAACAAACAAUCCGCGGCGGGCUCUGUCAUCAUCCUCAUGAGCGACGGUGAGGAAAAUGGAUCACCCCGCAUCGAAGACGUCAUGGACGAACUGAUCGCCCAUCAGGUGGUGGUUAACACCAUCGCCUUCGGCACGGAGGCCGCGGAGAAGCUGGAAGAGCUAGCCCUGCGCACUGGAGGCAAGCCGUUCGCACUCCAUGACGGUCAGUACAGCGCUCCCAUCGCCUUGGUGUCCGCCUUCCUGGACUCAACCGCUGCCAUGGUGGACGACGACAAGAAGCCAGUAGUGAUCUUCGCGCGAGCGGCCAAAAUUGUGGACAAGCGAGAGUUUGCGAUACUGGUCGACGCCGACCUGGGAAACUGGACCACCAUUGAGGUGCAGUCCAGCAAAGCGUCCGAUCUCGAGGUGGAGCUACGCUACCCCGACGGCAAGACCUGUCAGGACUGUCUGGAGUCUGGCCCCGCGAAGAGUGGGAGCUACAUCACCUUCCAUAUACCCGGCGUCGCUACGCCGGGCACCUGGACCUUGGUGGUGUCCCGAAAAACAUUCACAAGUAGCGCGCCUAACGUCCACGUUCGUGCCACGUCCCUGGCGGGCAAUCGAGGCAAGGAGCCAGUGCUGGUGCACGCUUUCCUAAAGAAAACUGAAGUGAACAGCGCUACCGAGGCUGUCAUCUACGCGGAGGUCACCAAGGGCACGCAAGUGGUUCUGCACGCCAAGGUCACGGCUACCUGUCAUCAGGCCCAGGAUGCCUUACGAGGUCGAUGUGGAGCUAUUCGACGAUGGCCUCGGUAUGCUGCCGACUGCUCACCUAAGUGGACCUUCUUGAUCCUAGGCGCCGACGUUACGGCCAACGACGGCAUCUACAGCGGCUACUUCACGCAGUUCAACGGUGUUGGUCGUUACUCCGUCUCGGCUCGUGUCGUCAGCAGCAAUGACUCCGUCAUUGUGCCAGGGCGGAAGGCAUCUGGAGGUCUUCCCGCGCCACAGCUACUAGAGGUGCCGGCCGUCGGCACAGUCGCUGCUGCACCCACGGACGAGGAUGGAGGAGGCAUCCCGCUCGACCAUUUCGUCUACGUGGACCAGGACAUCGAAGAGGCCGAGCCGCAGGUCGUGUCCAGCGAGAAGGCGCCCCAGUUUGAGCGCCACGCCGAAGGAGGCUCGUUCCGGCUGGGUCACGAGAUUGACGGCUAUACGAUUCCGCCAGGUUCCAUUCAGGACCUGAGCGUGGAGGACUCCUUCGUGGAUGACAACGGCGAGCACGUGGUGCUCUUGGCCUGGACCUGCCCGGGAGCCCACCUGAACUCUGGCAACGCUUCCCGGGUCGAACUCAGGGCGAGCACGCUCUUGAGCGACCUCAUCAGGGACUUCGACUCGGCGCUUGAGAUCCGGGACAACUCCACGGAGGACGGACACAUCACGCCGGGAGCCGUUGGCUCCAGGCAGCGCCAGCGAUUCUCGGUUCCCGACGAGCUGCUCGCAGUCGCGCGGAAAGAUUCGCUGCUAGACUUCUAUUUCGCGUCCAGGGUGUGGAACGACGUGGGGCUGUCCUCUCCGGUGUCCAACAUCGCGAGGGUCACGUUCCAAAGACCGCCGCCCCUGGCGGGGUCGACGAACGGGCUGCCGACGUGGGCCAUCGCGCUGAUUGUCGUGGCAUCCAUGAUCGCCGUGGUUGCUGUUGGCGCCGCAGUGAUUAUGGUCGUCAAACGGCGCAGCAGCGAGUGAAGUGGCGCCCCAUCGAAAUACCGUGUUUACUUGGAAAGGUAGCCACAUAUAGACGGUGAAGCAACAAUUAAUAUAUAUUAGAAGCGUUGACUGUUGGGCCAGUUGGUGCAUCCUGUAGUGUCGUUGAGCGGAAAUAAGGGCAUAAAGGGACCACGUGGACCGGACACGUCGCUCGUCAGAACGCUCGGACAGAGCGUCUGACCUGUGCACAUGGUUUCUUCCUGCCCUUAUUUCCGCACAACGACACGAAAUAAUAUAUAUGUCAUUUUAUUGAGUUGCAAGCAGCAACUUUAGUACACGCAAGUAAGUUAAUUCCUGAAUGGUUUACAAAUAUCAUUACCAUCGUUUUUUAUUGACAUCAUUCAUCGUUGAACAUAGGCACAUGGACAUGUAUCACAAAGCUGACUACCUCAAUCAUACACGCUGUAAUUUCAACAACAAGCCCGUUUAACGGAGCCUUUGAAUGACGUGGACAAUAAAGAAUGCCGUAAGCAACGCGAGCGUUUGACUCCAGCUGGUAUUCUUGAUCGACAUAUUCCGAAGAUGUUAGGGAUAUUCACACAUACGGGAAGGCCACACAUACCCUACACAUACUGCGCCAACAAAUAACCGAAGUAACGCACAUGACAAAGCGCAUUACGAACAGCCGACAAGGACUCCCAGAAAAAGAUGUACUCCGAAUCGUGCGAGUCCUCAUAAUUAGAAGAUUAACCUACCACCUCCUCUACCAUAACCUGACUCAGACUGAGAUGAACCAGAUGCACACACUCCUCCGUACGGCAAUAAAGACAGCGCUGGGAUUACCCCAACAUGCGUUCACGCAGCUCCUACUACGACUCGGGGUACACAACACCAUCCGAGAACUAGUGGAAGGCCACCUUAACAGACAGUUACAACGCCCCAACGAACAAGACAGGGGUGUCUAAUUCUAUCCCGUCUAGGAUACCAAACACCAAGAAAGCCACAACAGGAAGACCGCACACUUCUCGCGCUUAUAGCAUUCGAAACAAACUUCACGUGGCUCCAAUUCCCCGAAAUAUGCACCCUGACCGUCAUGAAUGCCGGAGACCAGCAAGAGCACAAGGCCUCGCUCGAAUCUUUGGCGAUGACUCAUCGGACACACACACCGGUCCUUUACACCGACGUGACCCGGUACCCACAAAGACGUGCUGUGUGUCUAGUCGUGCUCGAUAGCACAGACACUCUGAGAGCUUCGGCCACGCUCAACACUGUGGACAGUGGCUGCUAUCGCCCUAGCCAUCGUACACGUUUCAACCACACCGGCACCGGAUGGACCCAUCACAGCGGUCACUAAUUCCACAAACCGCGUGCAGGACUUUGACACAAGGGACGGUGACACCCUACACACGCCGCAUCCUUACAUCAUUACAGCCCACAGCGUUACACAGGGUGCGCAUCGUCUGGACACCUGGACACGCCUAUCUCCAAGGUAAUGAACGCGCUAAUGCGAUAGCCCGAGAGCUCGCUAACCGGGCGCCAUUGGAAGAGCUGUGCAACCCAGAUGACGCACCGACAGAACCACUGAACUACAGUGAAACUCUACAACAUUGCAGAGGGAGCAGGAGACACUUCCUCCCCACCACACCAGUCUCUUAACGGAGCAGAUGCCGUAGCGUAGCGACAGCUACAGACCAAUUCACACCCCUGUCUCUGUUACCUUCACCUCUUCCACCCCACACAAUAUCCCUCAUACUGUCCCUACUGUGGAGCAAAGUCCACAGUAUAUCAUUGCACCUGGGAAUGCUCACA
Molecule: messenger RNA, 4799 nt
Organism: Dermacentor silvarum
Lineage: Eukaryota; Metazoa; Arthropoda; Arachnida; Ixodida; Ixodidae
Product: calcium-activated chloride channel regulator 3A-1-like
Exons: 14
Coding region: 30-3029 (999 amino acids)
Source: RefSeq, a predicted model, not a curated record